This is a messenger RNA of Physella acuta, 4141 nucleotides long. RefSeq names its product protrudin. Lineage: Eukaryota; Metazoa; Mollusca; Gastropoda; Physidae. Gene Ontology annotation, cellular component: endoplasmic reticulum tubular network. Gene Ontology annotation, molecular function: metal ion binding. Gene Ontology annotation, biological process: protein localization to plasma membrane; endoplasmic reticulum tubular network formation; vesicle-mediated transport. The record is from RefSeq and is a predicted model, not a curated record.
GUUGUCGAAAAAAGGACAUUUCUUCUUUGCUUCCAAGAUUUAGAAUAUCUUGUAAGUCAAGACGAUCUAGAAUCAUUCUAGAUCUACAUCUAGAUUUAGGAUCUAGAUCAGAAAUCUAGACUUAUUCAGUGACUUUUCAUUUUCAGUGAACUUCGGUAUUUAUUAGAAAUUUAAAAAAAUGAAAGUCACUGAACAUAUGUAAUGCUGAAAGAAUGAUUUUUGAAAUCAUCUGCAUAUAGAUGUGAAAAAAUGGGAAAGCCUGAGAAUAAUGGAAAGCAGAAAGAGACAUCUAUGGUGCUUGAUUUGUCUGAAUUUGUUGCUGAGGUGGAUAGAUUUUCCAGGCUUAUUGAACCAUUUGCACUAAUCUUUUACUUUAUUGAUGAUAUUAGACGUUGGCGUUUUCGGCAAAGCACAAUAUUAAUAUGGAUAGUUUGUAAUGUAGCAUGUUUUUGGCUCACGCAAGGUGCUGUUUUUGUGCUGGCAUCUACCUUUGUCAUUGGAGUUGCAACUUUAUCGUUGUUUCAAGUUCACACACAAAUACUGAAUAAAAUAUUACCAAGUAAUCAAAAGGUAUCAAAACUACAAGAUGGUGAAGAAGAGGUGGCUGGUGCUUUGGACACUGUUCAAAACUUCAGAUAUAGUUUAAUUGAAAUGCAUGACUUUGUGGUCAAAAGUAAUGAAUAUCUUAGUUACUUUUACUCCAUUCUAAAAUGGGAUUCAGUGGGACCAUCAGCAAUUUAUCACAUUGAAGCAUGCAUUUUCUUGCUGAGCUUGGUUAUUUGUCCGGCAAGAUGGAACUGUUUCUUAUUUAUUAACUGGUUUUUUCUUUGUCAUCCUCAUAAAAUUAAAAAAUGCUUCACCUGCUUAACAGAGUAUUUGUCUUCUAAGAAACAAGUAGUAGAUCAGUCAGAAAAAGUAUCAGCCGAGGGCAGUGAGAAAGAACAGAUCUCAGGAGAAAAAUGUGAAAAAGAUCAUUGUGAGGAGGAUCAAAGUGGUGAAGACAGCUCUGAUCAAGAACUAACAGAAGAAGCCAGUGAUAAUUCUUUAGUAAAUUUAGAUCCAGCACCUGCAAAACCAGGAAUGGUGGCAAGAUUAAUGGAGAUUAAAAAACGCAGGAAACAGAUUGCCAAUGAAAGCUGUUUAGGUUGUAAAGUGUCUUUUGCAUCUAUUUUGAAAAAACGAUCAUAUUGUCGGCACUGUGGCUACAGUUUUUGUAACCGAUGUUGUUAUCAAAAGGUUCCCCGUUCUGUUUUUGGAGCAACUUCUCCCGCAGCCAUGAAAGAAACAGUUUUAGUUUGCUGCUCCUGUCAUGCUCUGUUGGUGAGUCAAAGUGAGGCCACAGCAGAAUCAACUGAAAAACAUGGGCCUGGCUAGGAAAUAUCUUCACUGUGUAAUUGUUUUUAUUUUCUAAUGAAAUGCUACUUAAGCCAUUGUUAUACUUAUAAACUGGAAAGCUUUUUAAAUAAGUUCUUUUGAUACUAUGCAUUUUGCUUAAUUAAAAUGUAUCAUUGCUGUAAACUUAAUUUUUCUCCUACCACAGUCCAUAAUUAGUUUAUAAUAUUCUUACAGUGAAAAACCACUAGAAGUAGAUUUGUCUAACUUACUUGAAUUACAUACUUAUAUUCUAGUGGUUGUCACAAAAAUGAGAUGACUAAGUUACACCAGAAAAUAUAAGUCAUGUAACCAUUCAAUUGUGUUGUUAAUGUUAUAGCAGUCUAAAAAGCAGCACUUUGAUCAAAUGGACCAAUCUUUUGGGUGUAAAGAAACAGUCACUUAAAAAUAUUUACACAUCUCACAUUUAACUCUUCAUAGUGAAGAAUAAAUUUUGUGCUCUAUAGUGAUGAGCUAUUUUGAAGGAUUUUCCCCAUAGUUUUAAUUUGACCUUUGUUAAAAAGAAUAAGGUGCUACUGCAGUGGAACUAAGUUAACAUACCUACUCAGUCAUAUUUAUAUAUGAAUUUAAAUUAUACAUUCUGGGAAGAAGAAAUCAAAUUACCUUAAGACUCUUAUGGGAUCAUCUAUUUAAAAUGUCCAUACAAAAAACUGGAAUUUUGCACUCUCUCACUCAGUAAUUCAUUAGAAAUUACUAUAAUGUUACUUUGUAUUUUUGCAGUCUUGAUAAUAAUAGAAUGGUAUCUGAAAUUCUCUUUAACAAAACUCUAUCUGAAUAUUUGCAUUACAUCAUUCUUUACUGAUGUACUAAGCUGAUUAAUUUAUGUGUAAAAUACAAGAGGAAGUUAACUGUCAAGAUUUUCACUUGAUGCUUAUCACAUGGUAUGAUCAUCAUUCUUCUUUUUUCUGAGACAAUUUUUUAAUAACAUGUCUAAAUUCUUUUUAAAACACCAACUUCAUGCUAAACUCAGUGUAAUUUGAGUUUGAAAUACUAAGUAAUUUCAAUGUUAAAUUACGUUCAUCCAUAGAACUGUGACCUUUCUUUACACUCCCCUGCCUUCAAAUCCUAGUGUGGAAAUUAUAGAGUUGAUCUAAAUGUAUGAACAUAGAGGUUCCACUGGGUUUCAAUAUUUAAAUUAUUAUUUAGUCAUUAUAUAAAUAAAUUAUUUUUACAAUGUUAUGUAAUUAUUAAUUUAGAUUUUGGUCUUAUUUAACAAUUUGACAAGGUAGUUAUUAUCAACAUAAGUAAAUUCCCUACAAAACUAGGUUCCUUUUACAGACCCUAGCCUCAAUCUAGUCCAGUUCUGUGAUCUUUAUAUACACAGAUUGUUAAGAAACAUUUCAUGAUGGGUCAUCUCUAAAAGACUUCUCAAAUGUUCAGAAGAGAAAGCUUGCCAUAUAUUACUAUUUUUUUGUUAAUUAUCAAGACACAAUAUGUUGAAAAUGUAUCCAAAAUAUAUUUCAACUUAAUAAUUUAUCUAUUUAUAUAGCAUGUUAAAUUGUACUGUAAUUUUAAAAAUAUACAACCAUCUACUUAAACACUUUAAGAGCUUGUAUGAAAUAAUUUUUUUAGUUUUCUUAUAAAAAAACAAUAAAGAAAAAAACUACUUAUAUUUGUUUUGUGGACUUAAAAAACCAGGGCAUAAUUGUUGUUCUUUAAACAAAAUAACUGGCACAUUUUUUACAAUUAUUUCAAUCAUCUGUGAUGAAAAAAUGGUAUUCUCCACACUGAGUUAAUACAUAAUUCAGACUACUAGUUCUUACUUUAUGUGACCAAAUCAAGCAAAGUUUUCAAAGAAUAAAUCUGUAAAUGAUUCUUAUCUUAAACCAAUGAAAUCCACUCAUAAAUUAUAAACCAAAAUUAAAAUGAAUAAAAGACUAUUUUUUUAUAAUGAUAAAAUAAAACUUGAUGUGUGUCAAAUGUUUGUUUUAUUGAUAGUUUUUAUUCCAAAACUUGAUUUUAAAUUUGAUUUUGUCAGACAUUGUUAUUUAAAUUUUGUUUUUACAUCAAGCUUUUCUAACCAUGUAUGUUUUACAAUUUAUUUAACACAUUUUUCAACUAUUUCAUGACACUUUUUAAUAUGAUAACUUAAUGAAGCAACAAACUCAUUUAGCUACAGCAAAUGAUUAACUCAAAAUAAAAAUAAAAAAUGAAGUCAGAUACCCUAUGUUCUCUCGUUUGACUGAUGUUUAAAUUGCAGUACUAAAUAUAUUUAAUUACUUUGACUGUCAAGUGACACUGAUGUACAUAUUAUUUCAACAGAGUUUUAUAACUAUUAUUUUGACUGGUGUUUAUUUCUUUAAGUUAUUAUAAUUGUGAUUUUGGUUUCAUGUGUGUAGAGAUUUUGGCACCUAUUGUAAAUUUUGAGGAUUUCCUGACAUGGAUAGACUAAAAUUGCCAAUCCUGAAAGGGUUAUGUUUUCCCUAUUUUUUUUACUUUACCCAUGUGACCAGAUUUUUAAGAGAAUUUUUAACAAUCAACACUACUGUUAAAUUUUUUGUUUUGUUUUUAUUUUAUUGCUCAUUUUAAAACUAUUUCCAGUCAUCUAGAAAAGGUUGUCGAUUUGUCUAAUACAAUAUUUUACUCUUUUAUUUAUAUUACGCUGCUUUUUUUCCUGAAUAUUUUUAAUUUGUUUAAUACUUUAAUUUGACAAUUAGCAACUCAUUUAAGCUCAAACAUUUUAUUUUAUUAUCCAACUGAAGAGAUCAAAUUUUGAUUAUUUAGAAAAUAAUUAUUGUAAAUUAAUUGU